GGGCAGUGGGUAGGCAGAGAAAGUUUAGAGGAAGAGAGCUUGACAGACACUGGCCCCACAGACUCUCCGUGGCUCCGGCUGUGUGUGUGUCUAGAGAGAAGUUCAGAAGUGUGUAGGGAGGUGAUGGUUGCCCGUUGGAGGACUUGAAGGGUGUAAAACAUGGCACUUCGAUGGGCGUUAACAACACUGGCGCUCCUGGUGACCUGCUCUGCCCUGGGCUUUCGCACCCUCAAGAGGUCACUGGGCGGGACACAGACACACCAGGAGGAUCAAGUCUUGCUGAGGAGGAAAAUGGGGAUUCUAGAAUGGCUAAGAAUACCGUUGAAGAGACAGGAAACACAGUAAACACGGAGGCAGAAGUGACGGGAGAGCAGUUUCCAGUCUCCAGUCAGGAGGGAAUGCGCUUUGAAACCUUGCAGAAGAUCAUGAGAGGUAUCAUGUACAUCAUCGACUCUUACUUCGACUCAGCCUCGCUCGGGGACUGGCUGGCGACGCUCGGGAAGGCUGCAAGAGAGGAGUCCCAAGAGCUAGCGAGAGAUUGGAAGUUUUCACCUCCCGUGGUGGAGUUGAUAGAUGCAUUACGGCCGCUUGGCUUCAUUCCUUACCCUGAUCCUUACAUACCAAUAGGCGUCUCCAAGAAUGACAUCUGGAAGGUCACGUUAAACUGGCUCGGCGUCUUCGGUAUCAUAGGUUUGUUCUGGCGAUCGUAUUUGCCAAUUUCACCCUACGUGUACGAAAAAUUCGGCUUCCCUGAGGGCUUCCCAGAUUACCACGACCCUCAAGACUUCGAUCCCUAUGACGAGGAGGAAGAGGAGGAGGAGGAAGAAGAAGAAGAAGAAGAAGAAGAGGAGGACCCUUAUGGAGACGAAGAGGAGGAGGAAGAGGAAGAAGAGGAGCAGGAUCCUUACGCACAGGAAGAAGAGGAGGAAGAGGAGGAUAACUAUUACAAAGUGGGGGAGGAGGAAAAAGAGAAGGAGCGAGAACACGAGAGCUUUGCAGUGUUCCGAGAGAAGGAGAAGGAUGAAAUGAGCUCCGAGGGACACGAGGAAGCAGAACAACAGUACCAGCAGUAUCACAACUCCCUUUCACCUGGAGAUCACACACAGGACACGGACCAAGACGCACAGGACACCUACUCCCAUUACUACUACACACACCCACACUACGCCACUGGGAGCUACUACAGGCCGCAGGGAAGUGCAUGGGACACCUAUUAUCAAGCCCAAGGAAAGAGAAACAGGUUGCAGGGAUCUUUAAGGCAUUCAACCAAUAGAAAUCGAAGGAUAAUCAAUAAAAAGACACCAGGACAUCGUAGGACACCAUCAAGACGUCCUGUGCUUCGUCGUUCUUCCUCCUCCUCUUCUUCCUUCUCCUCCUUCCCUUCAAUUUGUUUUCGUAGUCUGCUUUGGGUUCCUAAAUUGUUUCGGUUCUUUGCUCUUAUUCUCAAACACUUCUGUGCUGCUUCACCUCCACUAUUUCAAAAGGCUUUAGUUAAAUUUGCACGAGUUUUUUAAGAUGUUUUACGGUUCUAUAGGCAGAUUGACAAGAUUUCUACAUUAUCAAGUGGAGAAACACUCUUGAAAACCCUGCAAAUCAUCUCUGUGGUCUUGGAAAACAGUCGUGGUAUUAGAGCAGAGUGUUUCUAAAUAUGGGCCCUUUAUCCCACCAUGAUUCAAGAGUUUGUAUGUGUUUGUGUGACGUUUCGCUGGUUCUGUGUUGAUGAUCUAAUACCCCAAAGACAAUGAAUGGGAAAUGCAAAAGGUUAUCAUCUCUAUGUAUAUACACACGCUGUUUAUUUAUUUAUUUAUUUAUUUAUUUAUUUAUUUAUUUAUUUAUUCAUGUAAGAUUUUUUGGCAUUAAAGACGUGUAUCUUAUCUUGUUUGAUGUGUGUUUGUAUCUGAAUGAAGCUGAGGUAGUUAGUAUUUUAUCUAUCUGUCUGUCUAUCAACCUGCGUAUCUAACUAGCUAUUUAUUUAUGUCUGUUUGUCUUUCUUUGUGUCUGUCUGUCUGUCUGUCUAGCUACCUAUCUAUCUGUCUGCAUGUCUGCUUGUUUAUCUAUCUACCUAUCUAUUUACCUAUCUAUUCCCGUAUCGUAGGGUGUGCGAGUGGGGGAAUUAUGUAUCUGUUAUCUAAAUCUGUUGUAAGAGAGUGUAGAUAUAUAAUACAAAUACAUGUCA
Messenger RNA from Portunus trituberculatus (swimming crab), 2176 nucleotides. Its product is annotated as zinc finger CCCH domain-containing protein 18-like. The transcript has 3 exons. NCBI's taxonomy places the organism in Eukaryota, Metazoa, Arthropoda, Malacostraca, Decapoda, Portunidae. The record is from RefSeq and is a predicted model, not a curated record. The coding region runs from base 171 to 1514 and encodes 447 amino acids.